AGCGAGUGCGACGGCCCGAUCCUGGUGGUGUCAGUGUACUACCGGCCUAGGACUUCGACGGCAAGGAAAACGAGAGCGGAGAUCGACCACGGCUGGGUGGAGAAGCUGGUACGAGAGUACGGUAAGAAGAGAAAGCACGCGAUUCUCGUCGGAGGAGACUUUAAUGCCGAACACGAAGAAUGGGGCUACGCGAAAUCGUCAGCACGAGGUGCCGAGCUGCUGCGCAGGGCCACCGAUAUGGGACUCGUCCUGAUCAAUGAACCGGGCACCAAGACGCGGACCGCGCCCAGUAUCAACCAACAAGACACCACGCCUGAUCUAACUUGGGCCGACCCUCAUACUGCAAGGAACAUCGAAUGGAGAGUUUUCGAGGACGCGUGGGGCAGCGACCACCACCCUAUUGAGACGUGUAUCGUCGGCAGGGCAAAGCGACACAAGAAGCAUAGGACGGCAAAGACUACAGUGUGGGACGACUUUCGCACCAUUCUAGAAGGAUCCACGGGCACCAAAUUAGAUGACCUGACAAAACUGAUUAGGGACGCGGCCAAGGCCGCAACAGUCGAAACCCUAAUCGAAAAAGAAGCGCCCAUUCCGGAUACCAGAUUACUAUCCCUAUGGCGCAAAAGAACCAACCACCUGAGACGCUACCGUCGGACCCGCAAACGACGGGAUAUUCGCAAGGCCAACAGGUACGCGAAGGAGGCGCAGCGACACGCCAGCAGGCUGUGCAGGGACGACUGGAUCAAGUCUUGCGAAGAGUUCAACGAACGGACGUCACUCAGACGCAUGUGGGCUGUCUGUAACGCGAUGCUGGGCAAGAGCAAAGGCGGCAACACAGCACCAAACAUGGCCCUCGCGCAAGGCAAGGAAAUCACACAGAUACUGGACGAGAUCGGAGAUGUCUUCUUCCCGCAGCCAGCCACGAGCCCGGACCCCAAAAUUUAUGAACCCGAAGAAUCGAAAGCCGAAGAGUACGAAGCAGAUUUUACUAUGUGGGAAAUGGAGGCAGCCAUCGACAAAGGCAACGAGCGGAGUGCGGCGGGCCCUGACGGGAUUACCAACUCCAUGCUCAAAAACCUCCCGGAGGUGGUCAAACAUAACUUGCUGAAAUCGAUCAACAACGCGUGGCACGAGGGAAACAUACCCGAAAAGUGGAAACUGUCCUGGGUGUGCCCCAUACCCAAACCAGGGAAGAAGCCGGACUGCGCGAGCAACGUGCGCCCAAUUUCGCUUACAUCUGUUCUCAGCAAACUGAUGGAGCGUAUGGUGCUCGCGCGCAUCGAUUGGAUAAUUGAGCAUAAAAGAGAAGUGUUGCAUCCCGCCCAGACGGGGUUCCGCAAGAACCUUGGCACGCAGGACAGCUUAGUCCUCAUUCGGGAGUACUUGGUGAAUCGGCCAACGCAUUGCCACCCACAACUCCUGGUAGCAGUGGACAUUAAAAAAGCUUUCGACACCCUACCUCACGCGACGGUUAUUGACACGGCCCGAAAACUGGGUGUGCGGGGCAGACCCCUGAACUUCAUCAAGGCCUUCCUGAGCGGACGAAAGUACCUGGUCAAGACCGGCAAGCACUGUAGCAGCGAACAGAAGACGAAUGAAAUAGGCGUGCCACAAGGAGCAGUGCUUUCACCGGUGCUCUUCAACCUGGCGAUGGCGCCGCUCCUAUGGCGGCUCGCCGUCAUUCCGGACUUGGCAUUCACAGUCUACGCGGACGACAUCACGGCGUGGACUAUGGGAAGUGACAACGCGCCCCCUCCCGAGACAACGAUCCAAAGGGCCCUUGACGUGGUGAGCGACUUCCUGAAGGAGGUCGGUCUCAACCCGUCACCUGAAAAGACAAGAUACUUAGCCUUUGGCAAAGGCUGGGAAAAGAUCGACGCGGACCUGCGCUUUGACGGUCAGAAGAUCGACAAAGUGGCCGAGCACUCCAUUCUAGGGGUGAACGUCCACUCGGGCGGCAACCCAAGCACCUGGAUCGAACGUAUGCGAAGCACGUGGAAGAAAGGACUUUCGAUCGUCCGACGCUUAGCGACACGGGCCGGGGGCCUGGGAGAAAGAUUAGCGAAGACCGUGGUCCAAGCCGCCCUUAUAUCCAAGAUCUCGUACGGCCUCCGUUUCUACAAAUUCAACACCGCUCAGCGGGCCAAACUGGAAACAUUGAUUAACGACGCACGACGCUGCAUCUCGGGCUUGCCGAAGUGCACACGCCUGGACCUACUGCACGAAGCAGUCCCGAUGCUCUCCCUUGAAGAGAUCGAGCAGAAUCAGGAGCGAACCUACGGUGCCAAACUGGCGCACACCCGACAGGGCAGGGCCCUAUUAGAACUCAUGCCUCCGUGGAGCUCUCUGUGCGCGCAGACCGCUCAGUCACUAAUACCGGACCCCAUCCCACCAUGGCAGAAGACGAUGGUCACCCCGGCCUGUCCAAUCCCGAGAAGGAUGAAUUCAACGACUAACGCCGGUAGAAGACGCAAGUUUGCCCGGCGGCACGAAGAGAAGGGAGGCGACGGCGACGACGAACUUCGAGUAUACGUCGAUGCCGCGUUCAAGGAUGGAGUGGCGACCACAGCGGCAUGGCAUUAUGAACACGUGACGAAAUGCAAGGAACUGCAACACUGUGGAUCCGCGCAGGAAGCCGAAGUAAAUGCCGUACUCGAAGCCAUCAAGGACACGGCAGUGUCAUCAAGCGAUGUAUUUCACAAAUUGCGCGUUUUCACGGACUCCCAGGCAACCGUGAGGGCACUUAGAACGCAGGUCAAGGCACACGCCGCAGUCGGAGAGAUCUUCCGGCUAGCGCAUGAACUGGAGCGACGCGACCCGAACCCACUCUCCAUAAGCGUAGAGUGGAUUCCUGGUCACGCGGGCAUAGACGGUAACGAGAAGGCACACCGGGCGGCGAUCGAAGAGCUUAAUCGUAUCGACCUUCGACGCCAGGACCCGGUUGCGGCCCCCUUUGUGCUACCGCCAUCGUCCGUUUUCAACUUAUACGACCCCGAGGGCACCGUCCUCAACAUUAAACUGGCGAUGAAAAAAGUGAAAGCCAUGAAGCUCAAUGCCAAAGGCGAGCUCCCUGAAGCGAGCAUUCCUUUGGGUUUCUUUCGACGGCAUCAGACGGUCAAGCUGCGAAGACUCAGGGCCCACGCCGCCAUCACGCCGGCCCGCACCCAGCGAUGGGAGCGGGCGGCCCGCGAGAGGAAGAAGAGAGUUGACGGCGCUUCGAUUGCAAUAGACCACGACUACAGCUUGUUAUCAAGAAAGCUGCGGCGAGAAGAGGAAGCCUGCUCAAAGGGCUGCAUCUACUGCACAAAUCGCGACGUAGAGUGCGACGAGCAUCACCUCGUAUGGGAGUGCCCAAACUUCCACGAGGAGAGAACGAAAGCCCUGGACGCGUUAGACCAACAACUCCGCCCCACCUCCUUCGAAGCCUGGUGUCGACCUGAGGGAGAAAGGGACAAGCGCGUCGCGGUCCUGUCCGGCCUGCUCAGUUACCUGAGCGAGACCGGGCUGGAUAUGCACAUAUAA
This is a messenger RNA of Ixodes scapularis (black-legged tick), 3522 nucleotides long. RefSeq lists its product as uncharacterized. Lineage: Eukaryota; Metazoa; Arthropoda; Arachnida; Ixodida; Ixodidae. The transcript is spliced from 2 exons. The record is from RefSeq and is a predicted model, not a curated record. The coding region runs from base 238 to 3522 and encodes 1094 amino acids. Gene Ontology annotation, molecular function: RNA-DNA hybrid ribonuclease activity; nucleic acid binding.